AUGAGCAGUGUACGGCACAAAUGCAAUGCUUUUGAGCACAAGGCCAAAUGGUCAGCAUUUGAAUCAAAGCUACGGCAUAUAGAAAGUGAACUGAACAGACAUCAUGAUAUGGUUGGUGAAAUCAAAUCUGCAGUUGACCAGAUAGCAGAAAAGUCGCAAGAAUACUAUCCACCACAAAAAAGACCUAAAGAUGUGUAUAAUGAAAUACUCAAACCUCGAGAAUUUAAGCCAGUUGCGGAUGAACCACCCAAGAUGCGCAUACAAUUUAAUGAAUCAUCAUGCCCUAUACAAAAGCAAACUGUUCCCAAGACAGAUAUACAGAUGUUAUCAAUGUACGACAGGAUCAUGUUUGAAGACAUCGACGGUGGAGUGUGGAAGCAAGGCUGGAAUAUCGAAUAUAAAGAGGACCAAUGGAACCAAAAGAAUAAACUAAAAGUAUUCAUAGUCCCACAUUCUCACAACGAUCCAGGUUGGCUUAAGACAUUCGAGAAUUAUUACAAUACGCAAACCCGUGCAAUAUUCACCAAUAUGGUGGAGAAGAUGAAUGAAGGUAUCGGUAGGAAGUUCGUGUGGGCUGAGAUAAGCUACCUAGCACUGUGGUGGAAUAAUGACGCUAGUGAUAAGGAAAAGGCAUUAUUUUUGGACUUACUAAAAAACAAGAAAUUAGAAAUAGUAACAGGUGGGUGGGUUAUGAACGACGAGGCCAAUUCCCAUUGGAUUUCUACAGCGCAACAGCUCACAACAGGUCAUCAAUGGUGUAUAGAUAAUUUAGGAAUUGUGCCGAAGAACUCCUGGUCGAUUGACCCCUUCGGCUACUCCAGCAGUCAGCCUUACCUAUUGAAGCUGGCUGGUUUUGAUAACUCCGUCAUUCAGCGAGUGCAUUAUAGAGUGAAAAAAGAAUUAGCUUCUAAUAGGCAGUUGGAGUUUAAGUGGCGUCAAUUGUGGGAUGGUGUUGGCAAAACAGAUAUGUUUACACACAUGUUUCCUUUCUACUCUUAUGACGUGCCACAUUCUUGCGGACCUGAUCCUAAAAUAUGCUGUCAAUUUGAUUUUAAAAGACUCCCCGGCAACGGGAUGUCUUGCCCUUGGGGUGUUGCACCUCAGAGAAUUACUCCAAAGAAUGUUCAUGAAAAAGCCUCCUUAAUACUCGACCAGUGGCGUAAGAAGGCUCAAUUGUACCGAAGCAACGUUAUCCUAUUUCCUUUAGGUGACGACUUCAGGUACGACCGCUCCAACGAGUGGGACAACCAGUUCCAGAACUAUGACCUACUCAUUGACUAUAUUAAUAACAAUGAAGCGUGGAAUGCUGAGAUACAAUUUGGCACUCUCGAAGAUUAUUUCAAAGCAGUUCAUGCAGAGGUGAAAAUGUCCGACUUUCCUGUACUCUCUGGUGACUUCUUCACAUAUGCUGAUAGGCAACAGCAUUAUUGGAGUGGCUAUUUCACUUCCAGGCCGUUUUACAAGAACAUGGAUAGGGUUUUACUAGCAUACCUCAGAGCUGCAGAAACAAUAAGUUCGCAGGCGAUUGCGUCACGCUCUGUGUCGCAUAUUAUGUCGCUACAGCUGCGCGACCGAGUGGAACAGGCCAGGCGAUCGUUGUCGCUGUUCCAGCAUCACGACGGAAUAACUGGCACAGCACGCGAUAAUGUUGUCAUAGAUUAUGCUAAAAAAAUGCAGACGGCAAUAAAGUACUGUCAGUCCGCCAUACAGCAAUCGGCUUAUUACCUGCUCAAACAACCUGCGAUCUUGGACCAGACUAUGGACGAUGUCUACUUCGACGUGGAUGACAUCUGGCGGCGACACGACGAGAUCCCAUCCAGGAUUACAAUAACCCUCGAUGUUGUGUCACCUUCGAGAAAAAUUAUCUUGUAUAACGCUUUGCCGUUUACGAGACAUGAAGUUUUGACCGUCUUCGUCUCCUCGCCGCAUGUUGAGGUAUUUGACCCAGCAGGCAACCCUAUGAUGGCCCAGAUAGCCCCGGUGGUGGCGGGUGAAAAGAGGCUCGCGUUCGCGGCCAAUAAGUACCAGCUGUCGUUCCCAGUGACUGUUAGCUCACUAGCGCUCACGACGUACACGGUCGCGCUUAGAGACAGCAUGAGUAUUAAUAAGUACACGUCCUAUUCCCACAUACGAGUGUACAACGCAGACUACUGGACAGUGGACCUGCCGAAGAUGUUCCCGGUGGAACAACCAUCAGAGCGACUGUCCGAGGACAUCACUGUUCAAGUAACGAACGGCACCAAGAUAGUCGCCACUAUGAACGGGCUCAUUAAGGCUAUCGUGUCACUGGACGGAUCCGUCGUACCCGUACAUAUGGACUUUGUUCAGUAUGACAGUCAUCGCGGGAAGGACAACAACAGUGGCGCCUACCUAUUCAUCCCAGCGGGACCCGCCACGCCCUUCAAACCAGAACCCUACCCUGAAAUAGUCGUCACUGAGGGGAUAUAUAAAUCUACUAUUUAUACUGCACUCACCUCGCCUAAAGCAGCUGAACUCGUCUUAGCGAUCAGCGUCCAUAACAACCCGUCUCUCCAACAAAGCGAGGUGGAGAUCAGUAACACAUUACUCAUAGAUCCACAAGUUGACAACUUGGAGCUUGCCAUGCGGUUCUCUACUGAUGUCAAGAAUGGAGACGUGUUCUACACUGAUCUUAAUGGAAUGCACAUGAUAAAACGCCGUUACUUCGACAAGUUGCCGCUCCAAGCGAACUACUACCCGCUACCGGCGGCCGCGUACAUCGAGGACGACCACCUCAGACUUACGCUACUCACCUCUACGCCGCUCGGGGUAGCAGCCCUGCAGCCUGGACAGAUCGAGGUGAUGCAAGAUAGAAGAUUGAGUAGAGAUGACGCGAGAGGUUUGGCUCAAGGGGUAUUGGACAAUGUAAGAACACGACACACGUUCAAACUUAUUAUUGAGAAUGCCAACAAUCCAUGUCCGGCGGGCAGCCCGGCGGAGCACCCGAGCGGGCAGCUGUCGCUGGGCGCGCACGUGGCGCAGCAGCUGCAGCUCCAGCCGCUCGUGGCGCUGCAGUACACGGCGCGGGACGACUCGCCCCGCGCCGGACACGCGCGCGCCUCGCUCAGCGCCGCCGACCUCGUGCUCGCCGCCUACCACUCGCACGUCUCCACUAAGAAUAAAGACGGCACCGUGCUCCACGGUAUGGGGAUGACAUUCCAGCGAGUCUACCUGGAAUCAUGUUACGGUAACAAAGAAAUCAAGAAGUGGUAUCCUCUCUCCGAUGGCCAGUUUCAAAUAUCGGAGCUUGUGGACGCGCCCGCCAACAGCGUGUACGAAAGUACGCUUACAUUCGUCAAUAUCAAGAACCAGCUACCGAACGGUGUUGUCACUCUGUGUCCUCAGGAAGUGAGAUCGGUGUUCAUCAACGACACACUCAAGGCUUACUAG
Messenger RNA from Arctia plantaginis, 3408 nucleotides. NCBI's taxonomy places the organism in Eukaryota, Metazoa, Arthropoda, Insecta, Lepidoptera, Erebidae. The record is from the annotation of a GenBank genome assembly.